AAGAACACUGCUCCUUCGCUUGCUCGACGAACCGGAAGCGAAUAUGUCGGAACGGAAAGUUUUAAACAAAUACUACCCACCUGACUUCGACCCGUCAAAGAUCCCGAAACUCAAGCUACCCAAGGACCGGCAGUACGUGGUUCGACUGAUGGCCCCCUUCAACAUGAGGUGUAAGACAUGUGGAGAAUACAUCUACAAGGGGAAGAAGUUCAAUGCACGCAAGGAAACUGUCCAGAACGAGGCCUACCUGGGCCUGCCUAUCUUCCGCUUCUAUAUCAAGUGCACGCGCUGCUUGACCGAGAUCACCUUCAAGACAGACCCUGAGAACACGGACUACACCAUGGAGCAUGGAGCCACACGCAACUUCCAGGCCGAGAAGCUCCUGGAGGAGGAGGAAAAGCGUGUGCAGAAGGAGCGCGAGGAUGAGGAGCUGAACAACCCCAUGAAGGUCCUAGAGAACCGCACGAAAGACUCGAAGCUGGAGAUGGAGGUGCUGGAAAACCUGCAGGAGCUGAAGGACCUGAACCAGCGGCAGGCACACGUGGACUUUGAGGCCAUGCUGCUGCAGCACCGCCUGUCGCAGGAACAGUGGCGACGGCAGCAGCAGGAGGAAGAUGAAUGUGAGACUGCGGCCUUGCUGGAGAAGGCCCGCCACCGCAGACUUCUGGAGGAUUCCGACUCCGAAGAUGAAGCUCCGCCUUCCCGACCAUGCUCAGCAGCAAAACCCAACCCCACAGCCAUCCUGGACAAGGCACCGAAGGCCAAGAGGAAGGCAGAGGCAGUGGGCAGCAGGACACAGCUGGCCGGAUUGGUGGUGCCAAAGAAGGUGAAGGCGGAAGCCAACAGGGGCGCAGAGCAGCUCCAGAUGCCUGCCGUGGGUGCCCCAGAGAGCAGGAAGACAGCCAACCUUGCACCCCAGACACCCGUGACCUCCUCCCUGAGCCAGCUGGGUGCAUAUGGGGACAGCGAGGACAGUGACAGCUGAGCCCCUACAGCGACAUCACAGACCCAAGAAACCAGAGGAGAUGGGCUCAAGGAAGGCACCCUCAGCAAGUUCCUCUUGACCGUGUCUGCCGCGGUGAGACCUCCAAUUGCCACGCACGCUCCCCCACCCCACCCCGUCUGCGCUCUUAACCCAUUAAAAAAACAAAAAACAAAAAACUAA
This is a messenger RNA of Myodes glareolus (Bank vole), 1165 nucleotides long. The record is from RefSeq and is a predicted model, not a curated record. Lineage: Eukaryota; Metazoa; Chordata; Mammalia; Rodentia; Cricetidae.